Molecule: messenger RNA, 1423 nt
Organism: Wyeomyia smithii (pitcher-plant mosquito)
Lineage: Eukaryota; Metazoa; Arthropoda; Insecta; Diptera; Culicidae
Product: carboxypeptidase B-like
Exons: 3
Coding region: 115-1071 (318 amino acids)
Biological process (GO): proteolysis
Molecular function (GO): zinc ion binding; metallocarboxypeptidase activity
Source: RefSeq, a predicted model, not a curated record
UGCAUUUUUGAACUUUUAAUAGCUAUUUAGUUUAGUUUAGUCUGUAGAAACGGUUUGUCAACCAAAAAACGUACCUAGCAUGACCGCUGUUUGCUCAAAAGUUUUCAAACCAUUAUGAACCAUGAGCAUGCUCCAUUUUUCGACCACUACCCUAGUCACGAGGAAGUGAACCAGUAUCUCGCAAAACUGGUGCAAAAUUAUGCAAAUAAAAUCGAAAUUUUCUCCAGUGCCCUUUCGUUCGAGGGUCGAGAAAUAUUGACCGUUCGAAUCAGCCCCGAUGUCAGGCGCAAAAAAUUCAACCGUUUGAACAUCCUGAUAGACGCAGGAAUUCACGCUCGGGAAUGGAUAACAAUAAUCGUUGCUUUGUACGUAGUUCAUCAGCUGGUCGAACGGGAUGCCAUCAACAUAAGACUGUUGCGGAACUUCGAUUGGAUAAUUUUACCUAUUCUAAAUCCCGAUGGAUACGAGUAUAGUCUAGAGCAUAACAAGAUGUGGCGAAAGACACGGCGACCCUUGGGUAAAGAUCGUUGCGUGGGAGUAGAUUGCAAUCGAAAUUUUAAUGUAUCGUGGGGAAUCGGAACGGCCCAGUUUUGUUCAUUCGUGUACAGAGGAGAAAGGCCAUUCUCGGAGCAGGAAACCAGAAACGUACGAACCAUCUUUCAAAAGUUGCGACCAAACUGUAAAUUUUACCUGUCAUUGCAUUCACAUGCCAAAGCUAUCCUUUAUCCGCGAGCGUAUUCAAGAACUCUUCCGCAAAACUGGAAACAACAACACGACCUGGCCCGAGCCGGCGCGGACGCCAUUUUCAGUGCAUGCGGGAUAAAAUAUUGCUGCAGUAGCGCGUCUGCCUUUCUGAACAACGUCGUCGGUGGAUCCAGUAUCGACUACGCACACGACAUCGAAAAGGUCCCGUUUGCUCUGGUUAUGGAAAUCGCCAGCAAAGAAUUCCAUCCGCCAACCGCAAGCAUCGCACGUAUUUGCGAGGAAAGCUGGAUUGGAAUCCAAGCGAUGGUAAUGCAGCUAGCAGUCAGUCCGAGAAUUUCUUUCACUCGCAGUAAAACGGCGAUUUAGAAUGAUAUAGUAAAACAAAACAUUCUGCUACAUACUUUUACAUCCUGUAUUUCAGUUUUGUUAGAUAUCUAGUUUACUCUUCUAUCAGAAUGUAUACAGAAUACAAAAAAUUAUCGGUCAAAGAUACAAACACCGAAUCAUAGACGCUUGUGGUCGAAAUUAUCUAUAGAAAACUAAAUCUUAUGUAAUGGAAACAAAACGGUAUUUCUGUUAAACCAACACAUUUGUCGAAUUGAAUAAAGAUCCUGUAAAAGCGCCAUACUGCAUCCUGAAGCUUUAGGUUCGUUCGCGUGCUUAGCAUUAUAGAAACAGAAACGAAACCUAAUUCCGUGAAGAGUACUAGAAUCGUACG